AUGAUCACCAACACAUCCCUUCACACCAUCCAUUUCGUUUUUGUUAUUUUCUCACUUGUCAUAUAUGCUAAUGGUGCCAUCAACAAGGAGAAACAAGCUCUCCUAGAUUUCAAAGCUUCCCUUGAAGACCCCUUUGGCCAACUCUCUACAUGGAGACCUGAAGAUGAUGAUUGCUGUAAAUGGAGUGGAGUCACCUGCAACAACCAAACAGGCCAUGUCACAAAGCUUCAAAUGACAUAUGCUUCUUUUGGAGUUCCUCUUACAGGCAGUCUUGGAGGUUUACGAGGUCAGAUUAGCAAUUCAUUGCUUAACUUAAGCUACUUGAAUCAUCUUGACCUUUCCUUCAAUGUCAUCAAUGGAACCAUUCCCAACUUCAUUGGUUCCAUGACUCAGUUAAGGUAUCUUGACCUUGAGGAUAAUGAUUUUCAUGGAACAAUUCCCAACUUCAUUGGUUCCAUGACUCAGCUAACAUACCUUAAUCUCGGUUACAAUUCUUUUAAUGGAACCAUCCCCGAGUCUAUCGGUUCUUUGACCAAAUUAAACUACCUUGACCUUUCCAACAACCGGCUUCAUGGAACCAUUCCUCUAGAAUUUGGAAACCUUACAAACUUGCGAAAUCUUUCACUUGGAACAUCCCAUGUAAGAUGUACGGUUGAAAACUUAGACUGGUUGUCGAAUCUUUCUCAUUUGCAACACCUUGACAUGGAAGGGAUUUCCUUAGCAAAAGCAAAUCACUGGAUAGAUUUCAUUCUAAGUCUUCGAAAACUAUCAUAUGUAAGUUUAUGGGGAUGUGACCUUUCAAGGGUCAUGUAUCCGUAUUCUUCAUUUGUCAACUCUUCUUCUUCAUCUAUUGGAAACCUAAUUCUCGGAAGUAACAAUCUCAGCUCAUCCAUGUAUCGUUGGUUGUUCCCAUUAACAAGCAAUAGACUUCUCUCUCUUGAUCUCUCUUACAACAAGUUAGAUGGGAUACCCAAAUAUCUUGGAAAUCUCUGUAAUUUGACAUCUUUAGCUCUCCACGGCAAUUCUGCAGUUGUCAAAUUUCCUGAUUUCCUAAACAAUUUAUCUGGAUGCACAUCAGUUACGUUGCGAGAGUUGGAUGCUUCAGGUAGCCAAUUUACAGGGUCAUUGUCUGAUGAGAUCCAAAAAUUCUUAUCCUUACAAAGUUUGACCCUACCCGAUAAUCACUUAACUGGGACCAUGAGUGAAAAAGUGUGGGAACUACCCAAUCUUCAAACUCUAGAUGUUUCUUCCAAUUCGCUUAGAGGUGUUGUAUCGGAAAACAUUGGAAAGUCAAAGCUUCAGAAGAUAGAUCUUUCAAACAACUCACUCAAAGUGAUUCAUUCCAAAGCUCAUGUGUUAAAUCUUUCCUAUGUAGUAGAGUAUAUUGAUCUGAGUGCUUGCAAGUUAGGGCCUCUCUUCCCCAAAUGGAUUCAAACACACAAGAAUCUUUCCCAUCUUGAUAUUGCCAAUAAUAGAAUUUCGGAUACAAUUCCUGAGGAGUUUUGGAACAUAUGGCCUUCACAAUUGACAUAUUUGAAUCUCUCUUCCAACAACAUCAGCGGAAAAGUACCAGAUUUGUUAUCAAAUUUUCACCUCUACGCGGUUAUAGAUUUGAGUUCCAACAACCUCCAUGGUCCAAUACCGAAUGUUCCUUCCACUUUGGUAUCAUUAAAUUUGUCCAAGAACAAAUUUUAUGGAGGGAUUUCCUUUUUGUGCCAAAUUGUGGAUGGGUUUCUAGAAUUUCUUGACCUCUCUCAUAACUUUAUAACAGGACAACUUCCGGACUGUUUGUGGCAUUUCAAAGAGCUAAAAGUUCUUAAUCUAGGAUACAACAAUCUUUAUGGAAGGCUUCCUGCUUCUAUAGGAUAUCUGGCUCAACUCGAGGUGUUGAAUUUAUACAACAAUAGCUUCUCAGGAGAAUUGCCUUUGACUUUGAACAAUUGCAAAGAGCUAAAUUUUUUGAAUUUGGGGGCCAACAAGUUUUUCGGUAACGUGCCUGUUUGGAUUGGGGAAAACUUAACAGGAUUGUAUGCUCUUAGCCUAAGAUCAAACAACUUCAUCGGACCCAUUCCUUUACAACUAUGUCAUCUCAUGAACCUUCAAAUCCUAGAUUUGUCAAUGAACAACCUCAAUGGAACCAUCCCAUCGUGUAUAAAUAAUAUUAAUGCCAUGGUUGAGCGAAGGUUACACGUGAAGAACAUACAUCAUUAUACAGUGGCUUACAAGAGUAAAAGUUCUUUUACUUCAACUGAGUUUACUGGUACGUAUGUUGACAACGCGAUGGUUGAGUGGGAAGGAAACGAGAUUGAAUUCACCAGUAAUCUGGGAUUGUUGAUAAGUAUUGAUUUGUCAAGCAACAAUUUAACAGGACAAAUUCCAAAUGAAUUAACUGAUCUUCAUGACCUGCUUGCAGUAAACUUGUCAAGAAAUGCUCUGCUUGGAGAGAUUCCACUGAAAAUUGGUGAGAUGAAAACACUUUUAAGUUUGGAUUUAUCUAGAAACAAAUUUUCGGGAAGGAUUCCAUCAAGCAUGUCUCAGAUGGCUUUAUUAAAUUACCUAGACAUGUCACAUAAUAACUUGUCAGGUAGAAUUCCAUCUAGCACUCAACUCCAGUCCUUUGAGCCUUCAAGGUACACCGGAAAUACAGAACUAUGUGGACCUCCCAUUACCAAAAAUUGUCCCGAAGAUGAAGUAUUGGAAGUCCUACCCUUUGUAGGUGAAAGUGAGAGUGGUGAGGAAGGCACGGAUGAACUUCAGAUAUGGUUUUAUAUUGGUGGGGGAAUUGGUUUUGCUACAGGAUUUUGGAUAGCAUGUGGCGCUUUACUUCUCAACCAUCAUGGGCGACAUGCUUUUUUUCACUUUGUUGAUAGAAAGAUUAGGUUUACGUAAAGAUGGU
This is a messenger RNA of Cynara cardunculus var. scolymus (artichoke), 2896 nucleotides long. RefSeq names its product receptor-like protein EIX1. Bases 1 to 2889 code for a protein of 962 amino acids. The transcript has a single exon. NCBI's taxonomy places the organism in Eukaryota, Viridiplantae, Streptophyta, Magnoliopsida, Asterales, Asteraceae. The record is from RefSeq and is a predicted model, not a curated record. Gene Ontology annotation, molecular function: protein binding.